UUUUUCUUAAGAAAUGGCAUUUAAGAGCAUAUUACUAGUUGGUAUCAUUUUACUUGUGUCAUGGUGUGCAUACUAUAUUCAAACAUUUCUUAGUAUUCGCCAUAUACCUGAAGUAAAUGACGAUGUUUGUUGGGGCAACGAGUGUAAAAAAGACACAAACAUAUAUCCAUUCCGGAUCACUGUACCAAAACGGGAUAUAGAUGAUCUUCUUUUAAGACUGAACAACACCAGAGAAUUUAUACCUCCGUUGGAGAAUACUCAAACGCAGUACGGUUUGAAUGGGAAAGUUAUACAAACUUUACUUAAUUUUAUCAAGAAUGAAUAUAAUUUUACUGAACGACAAAAUUAUCUUAAUAGUUUACCACAGUUUAAGACCAAUAUACAAGGUAUCAACGUUCAUUUUAUACACAUUAGAUCUAAGAGACAAGCAAAUGUUCCAGUUGUUCCAAUAUUAAUGUUACACGGAUGGCCAAGUUCCGUUACAGAAUUUUAUGAGUCCAUACCAAAAUUGACUUCAAAAGAAUAUCGAGAUAAAUUCUCAAUAGAGUUAGUUAUACCUUCUCUCAUAGGAUUUGGGUAUUCUGAUGGAGCGUCCAAACCAGGCUUCGGUGCUGCUCAUAGCGCAAACAUAAUGCGCCUUCUUAUGAACCGUUUAGGUUAUAAUAAGUUUGUAGUACACGGGAGCGAUUGGGGCGCAGUCACAAUCACAGCUUUAGCUACACUAUAUCCCGAUUCAGUAAUCGGAUUACAUUCAAACUUUUGUUUCUCUUUGAGAACUGUUACUAUUCUUAAAACAUUACUAGGAACCGUAUGGCCACGAGGUUUUGUGGAAAACAAAUACGAAGAGAAAAUAUAUCCAUUUUUGAAUCAGUUACGGUUCCUUUUUUACGAAGGAGCUUAUUUCCAUUUAUUUGGAACAAAGCCAGAUACUGUUGGUAAUAUUCUUGACAGCAGUCCACUGGCCUUAAUCACUUACAGUUUUGAGAAGUUAUCAGUUGGUUCGAAUAGAACUAAUGUGUUCUCGUCUACAGCUGGAUUAGAACAAUUAGAUUUGACCAUUUUUAUUGAUUCAAUUCUGUUUUACUAUUGGUUUCCACAGAAAUCUACAACAGCUGCCAGAUAUUAUUGUGAGAAUAUGACAGUGAGGGGAUUGAAAAUUGGUUUACACAAUAUUCCAAUCGAUAAAAAGAUACCAUGUGCUUGUGCUUAUUUCGAAAACGAAAUUCUCUAUCAACCAGAAGAAUUCCUCCGUGAUAAAUACCCAAAUAUAAUCCAGUAUAAUACUUAUCCAUCAAUAGGACAUUUUGCAGCUAUAGAAAAUAAUAAAAUUUUAACUGAAGAUAUUAUGUCGUUUGUAAUAAAAUUGUAUGAUUCAAAAUUAUUUUGAUGAAAAAUUGUGUAAAUUAUGAGCAGAAAAAAUUUGUGUAAAAAUAUAUUAUUAUACAUACUUUCCC
Messenger RNA from Diabrotica balteata, 1454 nucleotides. The record is from the annotation of a GenBank genome assembly. Lineage: Eukaryota; Metazoa; Arthropoda; Insecta; Coleoptera; Chrysomelidae.